This is a messenger RNA of Emiliania huxleyi CCMP1516, 1573 nucleotides long. RefSeq lists its product as hypothetical. The transcript has a single exon. NCBI's taxonomy places the organism in Eukaryota, Haptophyta, Isochrysidales, Noelaerhabdaceae. The coding region runs from base 91 to 1491 and encodes 466 amino acids. The record is from RefSeq and is a predicted model, not a curated record.
CUUCCAUCCACCUUUGCACAGCCGACUUGUUGGCGUUGACAAGCGCGGGCGUUCAUCCACCCUUUGCCUUGGCGAAUUGCGCCUCGCCCAAUGGCCUCGCCCACGGUGGUCAAGUCGGGCUUCUUGCUGAAGGCGUCACGGCACACCCGCACGUGGAAGUCGCGGUGGGUCGCGGUGUCACACGAAGACGGCUCCUACUACCUCUCUUCGUUCCGUCGUGGCUCGGCCGUCUUCUCAGCCCGCCAUUCAACAGAGCGGAUGAAUCUCCGAGGUGCCACAGUGCUGCUGGUGACCAAGGACGACUUGGCGUGCCCUCCAGGCGUUGUCGGUAACCACAUUUUUGCUCUCGCCCUCGCCGACCUCCGCGUCUUUCACUUCUGUUGCGUCGAAGCCGACAACAGCUGGCUCCUUGCCAUCAAUGCCUGCAUCGCUGCUGCUGACGACCGGGACGACGCGUUGCAGUCGGCCAACCGCGUAGCUCUCGCUCGUGCGAUGAGGAGCUGGCGAGGCGGGUGUAAGAGGGUGGACGGUGGCCCUCAGCCGGUGCACAGCAUACACCUUCGCCUGCGCCGGGCGGUGCGGUGCUGGCGUGAGCGCUGCGUUGCACUCUCCACUGCCUCCGCGGCGCUGCGAGCCACAGAGGCUUCGCGGCCGCGCCUGCGGCGUGCGUUUGCUGCGUUGCGACGGGCGGGCAGUGGCGGGCCAGAGCGCGGAGAGGUGGUCGCGGCUGUAUGCAGGGCGAGGCUGCGGCGUCUCGAGGUUGGCUUCGCGGGUCUGCACCACGCCUCGAGGUUCUGGCCGAUGCGGCGCGGCUUGGUGGCACGGCUGCAGCGCGACGCGCCACGGCAGCGGGUGCUUCGCGUGUGGCGCACGUGGGCGUCGGAGAGGUGGGGCGAGGCGCAGCGCCGCGCUGCCGCAGAGACCUUGCUCGAGGCGCGCACACCGCGCAGCAGAGGGGUGGCCGUCAGCUGUGCUUUCCACCGGCUCGCCGCGCACGGCCGGCGACAGAGGAGCGAGCGCGCGCUGGGGGUCCGCCGGGCGCUGCUGCAGUGGCGGCGGGCCGCCGCAGCAUCGCGGCCGCGCCGCGAGAUGCUCGAGAUGCGCCGUCACAACGCGGCGCUGUUGUCGCACGUCGCCUCCCUCGCGGGGACGGUGCAGACUUUGGCUGUGGAGGCGCGGCUCGAGGAGGUUGCGGAGCAAGAGGCGCUGCUGCUUGAGCGGCUCCAGGAGGAUGACGCCGACGCCGGGGCGGUCGCCAAGCUGCACGCCCUCCAGGCCGAGGUGGCCGACUUGCGGAGGCUGGGAGAAAGCCUCAUCUGCGGCGGCGGCGUCGACGGGUACGAGGCGUUCGACUCGAGCGCGCCGCGGCAAUACCCAACCGACGACGGUUCAUAUGAACCUUUCGCUUCUCCUGGCCCCGCCUCGCCGACCUCCUCGUCGAGCGGCCAAUACUUUAGCGCCAGCGAUCGGUCGGACCAGCCGGCGCCAUAAACAGAGGGGCACGGGGCACACGGCUCUAACUGUGCCGUUAUCAUUCCGCGCAAAACAAGUUUUUUUAUGUUUGUAUGAUUAA